AUGGUAUCGACACAUAACCGGGACAAGCCAUGGGACACUGAAGAUAUUGACAAAUGGCAAGUGGAUGAGUUUAAGCCGGAAGAUAACGCAUCAGGACUGCCUUUCGCCGAAGAGUCUAGUUUCAUGACUCUAUUUCCCAAGUACAGGGAAGCGUAUUUGAAAUCCAUCUGGAAGAAUGUCACAAAAGCUUUAGAUGCGCACCACAUCGCUUGCGUUCUCGAUCUUAUGGAGGGUUCGAUGACUGUCAAGACAACACGCAAAACUUUUGACCCAGCAAUUAUCCUCAAAGCUCGAGACUUGAUUAAGCUCUUGGCUCGUUCUGUACCAUUUCCACAAGCUGUCAAGAUUCUGGAGGAAGAUGUGGCCUGUGAUGUUAUAAAAAUCGGCAACGUGGUAGCAAACAAGGAAAGGUUUGUCAAGAGAAGACAGCGUCUUGUUGGUCCUAAUGGUAAUACUUUGAAAGCUUUAGAAUUGCUCACUAAGUGCUAUAUAUUAGUGCAAGGCAAUACAGUGAGCGCAAUGGGUCCCUACAAAGGUCUAAAAGAGGUCCGCCGUGUAGUGGAAGACACAAUGAGGAACAUUCACCCUAUUUAUCACAUCAAAGAGCUCAUGAUAAAGAGGGAGUUGUCUAAGAGGCCAGAACUCGCCGAGGAAGAUUGGUCUAGGUUUUUGCCCACGUUCAAGAAACGAAAUGUUGCACGUAAAAAGCCUAAGGUCAGAAAAGAGAAGAAAGUUUAUACUCCAUUCCCACCUGCUCAACAGCCUAGAAAGAUUGAUUUGGAGAUUGAAAGUGGUGAGUAUUUCUUAAGCAAGAAGGAGAAGGAGAUAAACAAGCUCAAGGAACGUAGGGAAAAGCAGACUGAAAAGCAGCAAGAAAAGGAGGAAGCCAGAAGUAAAGACUAUAUUGCACCUAAAGAAGACAUUUACGCGAGCUCAUUAGACAAUGAGAAAAGAAAGAGGAAGUCUGCAGAGAGGGAAAAAUCGAAAGGCGAUAGGCUUGAGGCCAAGAACAAUAAACGGGUUAAGAAAGAAUAA
Messenger RNA from Torulaspora globosa, 1035 nucleotides. RefSeq names its product ribosome biosynthesis protein KRR1 (gene KRR1). Lineage: Eukaryota; Fungi; Ascomycota; Saccharomycetes; Saccharomycetales; Saccharomycetaceae. Gene Ontology annotation, molecular function: RNA binding. Gene Ontology annotation, cellular component: nucleolus; small-subunit processome. Bases 1 to 1035 code for a protein of 344 amino acids. The transcript has a single exon. The record is from RefSeq and is a predicted model, not a curated record.